AUGAUAACUACACAAACGUGAAUGGAUUUAGAGGUUAAAGGCAUUGCUGCUGCUUCUAGGAGCCAAAUUCAGCUAUUCUCUGGAAGAAAGAAGUCAUUACGACAAGAAUGGACUUCUGAAUCACGUAAAGUUCAGAAUUUCUGCCCACCAGUAGUUCCACGACUUGAUUUGGGAAGCCUCGUUGACUCUGAUGAUGAGGAUGAUUUUUCAUAUAUUCCACUUAGUACAGCGCAAAUUCAUUUUAACCCACCAAAUUCAUCUUCUACUCUUUGUCAAGUACCAUAUACUCAACAUCAUCUAAAUGAACCGGAGCAGGAUGUGAUACCUGAAAAUUUACCAGCACCAACAGAAAAAUAUAAACUAAAAUAUAAGCAAUAUGAAACUGAAAUGAAAGACGGAUAUAAGCAGUUUAGUCAGAGAAAUGGAGAAAAGACAAAAUCAAGUAUCACUCAUCAACAAUCUCCAAGAAAAAAGAUAGAUGAAAAGUGUGUACAGGGUGACGAAGCCAACACAGAUGACCUUACAACUCUGGAUAGGAAAGCCCUCUUACAGCAAGGUUAUACAGACAACCCUUACAGUACGCAACAGAGUGCAAGAAAAUUGGAUGCAGAAAUUGCGGCUGCAGAGAAGAAAAAGCAGACUGUUGCAGAACAAGUGAUGAUAGACCACUUAUCUAGGGCUGUAAUCAGUGACCCAGAACAAAAUUUAACCAUUGAGAAAAAAGAAAGUGCUCAUAUCCUUCCAGAUUCAAAGACAGCCCCUGUUCGACUUAGAAAAAGAACACUGCAUGAAACAAAGAUAAGAACCCAUUCUACAUUAAUGGAAAAUGUGCUUUCUCAUAAAAUACAAUUUGACAGUAGGAUCAUAUCAAGAAAUGGACGUGAUGCUUGUAGAGAGCUGAUCGGGUUCUUUUUUAUGCAUGACCAGUCCCUUACAAUUUAUGAAUAUCGACAAUUUGGGAAAAAUAGAACAAACGUGCUCCCUUUUAUUCAAAAAAGCAUUUAUCGUCAUCAGUGUGGACGAAGAAAAGGAAAACAGUACCAACUUGGUGAUUUUUAUGUUGGUGCAACCUUGACAUUUUUGAAUUCUGAUCUUCCCAGCCUUCCAGAAAGCAUAAAAAAAAAUACAUUACUUAUACUCCGAAUCACAAAUAUUGAUCAAAUAGCUUUGGAUUCUCUCAAAACUGCUUCUGUAGAACAUGAAGAUGAUAUAAUCACUCAAGAAGCCAAUGAUAGACUGGUCAUCAAGGCCAUUCAAGAUGUGCUAAAAGAAAAACUACAUAAAAGAAGUGUUCGUAUUUUGACUGGAUUGGGAAGAUACUUUCAACAAUUGGACAAGGAAGGAAAUGGACUUUUAGAUAAGGCAGAUUUUAAGCAAGCUCUAAAAGUAUUUCACUUAGAAGUGUCUGAAAAGGACUUUGAGUCUUUAUGGCUAAUUCUGAAUGUCAAUGGUAAUGACAAUGGCAAAGUUGAUUAUGGAGAAUUCAAACGUGCCAUUUUUGGUGAAAUGAAUGAAUACAGGAAAUCAUUUGUUCGAAAGGCAUUUAUGAAACUAGAUUGCAACAGAACUGGAAGUGUGUCUAUUAUAGACAUAAGAAAAUGUUAUUGUGCAAAGAAACAUUCUCAAGUAAUUUCAGGCCAUUCCACAGAGGAAGAUAUCAAAUCAUCAUUUCUAGAAACAUUAAAAGAUACCUGCAGCAAGUCUGAUGAAGUGUCCUAUGGUGAAUUUGAAGAUUACUAUGAAGGUUUAAGUAUUGGGAUAGUAGAGGAUGAAGAUUUUGUUAACAUCUUACGUACUCCAUGGGGAAUUUAGUUUUAAAUGAUGAAUAUGUUAUCAGCACUAAGCAUUUUAUUGGAGAGGUGAAUUGAAUGUAAAGUAUGAUGAAACACUGGAGAAUAUAUUUUCUAGUACUUCUUUUAUUCUGUUUUUUCUCAAAAAAUUUGAGUCCAGAUGAGAAAUAUUCAGAAAGAUAGAUGUAGAAGUGUGUGUGUGUUUGUGCAUGUGUAUGCAUGCUCACAUGUCUAUAAAUUUGUAAAGUUAUGUCUCCUUGGUUUAUUAUUUAUCUUGUAUACA
Lemur catta (Ring-tailed lemur) is the source of this 2073-nucleotide messenger RNA. RefSeq names its product calcyphosine 2 (gene CAPS2). Gene Ontology annotation, molecular function: calcium ion binding. Lineage: Eukaryota; Metazoa; Chordata; Mammalia; Primates; Lemuridae. The record is from RefSeq and is a predicted model, not a curated record. The transcript has 17 exons.